Molecule: messenger RNA, 507 nt
Organism: Tupaia belangeri chinensis (Chinese tree shrew)
Lineage: Eukaryota; Metazoa; Chordata; Mammalia; Scandentia; Tupaiidae
Product: immunoglobulin kappa variable 1D-13
Source: RefSeq, a predicted model, not a curated record
AUGCUCGGGCCCAUCUCCAGGGCAACCCCAUUAAUAGAGCUCUGGGCAGCCAGCCUUGGCCCCAGUGAGCCUAUGCAAAGCAUCGGAGAGCAUGAAAGCACAGGUGCCUGUGCGCAUGGACAGAGGGUCCCUGCUCAGCUUCUGGGGCUCCUGCUGCUCUGGCUCCCAGGUGCCAGCUGUGACAUCCAGAUGACCCAGUCUCCAUCCUCCCUGACUGUAUCUCUCAGAGACAGAGUCACCAUCACAUGCUGGGCGAGUCAGGGCUUUGGCAAUGCUCUAUCCUGGUUCCAGCAGAAACUAGGGAAAGCUCCUAAGCCCUUGAUUUAUCAUGACCAAUCUGGUGUCCCAUCGAGACUCAGUGGCAGUAGGUUUGGGAGAGAUUUCACUCUCACCAUUAGCAGCUUAGAGUCUGAGGAUGUUGGAACUUAUUACUGUCAUCAGUACCAAGAGCCCCUCCCACAGUGUUAUAGGCAUGAACAUAAACCACCCAGAGAGGCCGAUGUGUGA